AGUAAGGCUCCUCCUCUUCGGGACUGGGGAACGCGGAAGCGCGCUGUAGCAGUGAGGUGACUAAAGAAUGGAGAAAAAAGUGAGCAGAAUUUAUCCAGUUUCUGAGCCAAGCACAAUAUAUUUUCUACAAGUCACUUGGGAAAAAGACCUAGGCACUGGCUUUAUUAUAACACUUAGCGAUGGUCAGUCAGCAUGGACUGGGACAGUGUCUGAAGCUGAGAUUUCUAAGGAGGCUGAUGACAUGGAAAUGGAAAGAGAGAAGUAUGUUGAAGAACUGAGGAAAGCACUAGUAUUGGGAGCAGGCCCAGCCAAUAUGUACAACUUCGAUGUUUCUGAAGAUGAAGAAAAUGUGGAAAGCUGUGAUUUCUCAUAUGAAAAAAAUCUGAAAGAUGUUUCCUUUAGACUUGGAUCACUGAAGCUACAAAAAGUCUCAAAUCCAACUGAAGUCAUUAAAGAGCUGAUUUGCCACUGCCUAGACUGCAUAGCAGAACUACAUGCCAAAAAGGAGCACCUGCAAAAGGAAAAUGAAAGGCUUCUAAGUGAUUGGAAUGACGUGCAAGGACUGCUGGAAAAAUGUGUGGAAGCUAAAGAAGAACUGGAGGCAGAUCUUUACAAAAAAUUUAUUCUUGUGCUCAAUGAAAAGAAAGCAAAGAUAAGAAAUUUACACAAGUUGUUAAAAGAAGCUCAGGAACCUGCAGAGGAUACAACACAUGCAAGGGAUAGCAUGGCUACAGUCCAAACUGCUGUUGAAAGAGAGAGAGAUUAUGAUGGCAGCACUGAUGAGGAAUGUGAAAAUUUAGCACAGCCCUCUACAUUAGCAUCAGCUCUAUCAAGGAGGGAUUCCCUUCUCAACAGCCCCGAUGUCAUUGAUAUUGCACCAAGUAGAAAACGGAGACAAAGGAUACAAAAACCUGCUGGAGUGGAACCUAAGGUGGCUACAUAUGAGACCCAGCUACCGGCAAAGGAAAAACUUGAUCCUGCUCCAUCAAAGGCAUCAGACAAGCACCCAUCUGAUGUGUCAUCACUGGAAACUCAAAAAAACACUGCUGAGCCAGAGGACCUCUUUGAUGACAUCUAA
Messenger RNA from Emys orbicularis (European pond turtle), 1078 nucleotides. RefSeq names its product X-ray repair cross complementing 4 (gene XRCC4). Gene Ontology annotation, molecular function: DNA binding. Bases 68 to 1078 code for a protein of 336 amino acids. The record is from RefSeq and is a predicted model, not a curated record. The transcript is spliced from 8 exons. Gene Ontology annotation, biological process: response to X-ray; immunoglobulin V(D)J recombination; positive regulation of ligase activity. NCBI's taxonomy places the organism in Eukaryota, Metazoa, Chordata, Testudines, Emydidae. Gene Ontology annotation, cellular component: nucleus; DNA-dependent protein kinase-DNA ligase 4 complex; DNA ligase IV complex.